This is a messenger RNA of Aspergillus thermomutatus, 996 nucleotides long. Its product is annotated as F-box domain protein. The coding region runs from base 1 to 996 and encodes 331 amino acids. The record is from RefSeq and is a predicted model, not a curated record. Gene Ontology annotation, molecular function: protein binding. Lineage: Eukaryota; Fungi; Ascomycota; Eurotiomycetes; Eurotiales; Aspergillaceae. The transcript has a single exon.
AUGGCUGAGAGCCAACGGCUGGUCCUGUCCACACCUGAGCUGCUCGAAUAUAUUCUCUUUUACCUUGAUGUUCAAUCCCUGCUGACAUCAGCCCAGCGAGUCUGUCACUCCUGGACCAGGCUGAUUCAAACCUCCCCGAAGCUGCAGCAGGCCCUCUUCUUUAAACCCAUUCCACCAGAGCAGUGCCGCGAAAAGUUGCAUAAUCCACUCCUAGCGCGACUCUUUCCGAAUCUCUUGCCCCCGUCCAUGGACUCAUCUGGCGUGAGAGAAUGCAGCUACCUGAGGCUGUCCUGGUCGAAGCAGAACGAUAGACGCGAGGGAUUUUUCCGCCGCGAAGCUAGUUGGCGCCGGAUGUUAGUGCAGCAGCCCCCUGCAUCCCUUGCCUAUGUGCAAGCUUCCUAUCCUCGCGGGGAUUGGAUCUAUAAGCGCUAUUAUCUCCCAUGCGAUGCCGCUCCAACGACCCAUCGGGUUAAUGAUCAGGUCCAGGUAGAUCUGAUAGGGCUACAGAUGAACAUGCUCUACGACCUAGUCCUUGAGUCUUGUUUUGGAGGCCCACGCCGGCACUGGAUCUGCUGGAAGGGCCAUAUGCCUCCACAGUUUCCCCGGCAGGUUUUGAUAGAGGAGUUCACGCCGUUUGUGGAACGGGCGAUGCAGGAAGCCGAUGUGGUGGUCAUUGAUCAUUGGCGAAGAAGCCGGACCGCGACCAGAUCAUUUAUCUGCUAUUACCCAGGAGAUGGAUCAGAUCAUCCAGUCAGCUCUCACGCUGAUCCCACGCCACAUCUGCCUAACGGGGCACCAGACAGGACUGGCUCGGAUGUCAGCCGUAAUGGCUUUGAUCCUCGAUCCAAAUUACGCUCUGCCUUUUGCGCCUUGCAGUACCCUUUUCAGGAUUGGGGGGUUGAGUGUGACUCGACAUGGGUGUCUGGUCUUGCUUGCUUGGAGCUGCGAGAGGAGAAGUUCAUCCCCAAGCCAGAGAGCGACGACGACGAGGAAUGA